AUGGUGAAAAGAGGAGGAACGAAGAGGAAGGCAGAGAUUAAGAAGAUCACAGAUAAAAGCUCAAAGGCUGUAACUUUCACGAAGAGAAGAGAUGGUCUCUUCAGUAAGGCCGCACAGCUCUGUCUUCUCGGCGACGCUCAGAUCGCUAUCUUAGCAACUCCUUCUUCUUCCCACUCCAACGUCUCUUUCUUCUCCUUCGGUCACUCCUCGGUUGAUUCGGUGGUCUCUGCGUAUCUCUCCGGUCAAAGGCCCGCUCCUCCUCCUGUUCCGGAAGACAGCAAAGAGAUGCGGGAGGACAUCGCUGUUUGCAUGGCUCGGAAGGAACUCGGUCUCGGCUACUGGUGGGAGGACGAGGAGCUUCUUGCGGGUAAGAGCCGGGAAGAAAUCAUGGAAGCGAUGGAGUCCAUGCAGAUACUGUGGAAGGCUGCGGAGAGGUUGCGUGAGGAUGAAGCUAUUGAUUUUGAUCAAAGAGAAGGUUCGCUUGAGAAGAUGGAGGACAUGAGUAAUGAUCAGAUCAUCGCUGUUUGUGACAGUUUCUUCAACAACAACAACGCUGCUUCUUUAUCAGCAACUCCUCAUGGUGAGGAUGAUCAUCAUCAUCAGAUUGAGGCUGUUUCUGAAAAUUAUUGCAGCAACAACAUGAACGCUCUGUUAUCACCUGCUGCUGCUGCAGGAGGAGGAUUGAAUGAUCAAAACCUGCUUGAUCUUGAUCUAGCUAAUCUUGAUUUGGAUACAAUUUUUGAAGGUUUGGCCGACCUUGAUGCUGAGUUUGUGGCUUCUCUUCUCAUGUGA
Messenger RNA from Brassica rapa (field mustard), 792 nucleotides. RefSeq names its product agamous-like MADS-box protein AGL97. The record is from RefSeq and is a predicted model, not a curated record. Gene Ontology annotation, biological process: positive regulation of transcription by RNA polymerase II. Gene Ontology annotation, molecular function: RNA polymerase II cis-regulatory region sequence-specific DNA binding; DNA-binding transcription factor activity, RNA polymerase II-specific; protein dimerization activity. NCBI's taxonomy places the organism in Eukaryota, Viridiplantae, Streptophyta, Magnoliopsida, Brassicales, Brassicaceae.